Lycium ferocissimum is the source of this 1377-nucleotide messenger RNA. RefSeq lists its product as uncharacterized. Lineage: Eukaryota; Viridiplantae; Streptophyta; Magnoliopsida; Solanales; Solanaceae. The record is from RefSeq and is a predicted model, not a curated record. The transcript is spliced from 3 exons. The annotation marks the transcript as partial.
AUGCCGGAUAUUCCGAAAUGUGAUGGGACGACGAACCCACAGGAGCACGUGACCUCGUACACUUGUGCCAUAAAAGGCAGCGAUGUCGAAGAGGAUGAAAUCGAGUCGGUGUUGUUGAAAAAGUUUGGUGAAACACUAUCCAAAGGGGCAUUGACCUGGUACGACCAUCUGCCCGAGCAUUCCAUCACUUCUUUUAAGAUGCUCGCAGAUACGUUUAUCAAAGCCCAUGCCGGGGCCAAGAAGGUUCCAAAAGAACGAAUAGAGAUCCCUUCGGUCCUAGAAGAAUGGGCGGAUCCAGCUUUCACUAAGGGACUCAAUCCCCGAAGCUCAACUGCCUCGUUUAAAUUAAAGGAGAACUUAUUGGAAUACGAGGCAGUAACUUGGGCCGAUGUCCAUAACAGGUACGAAUCCAAGAUUCGAGUAGAGGAUGAUCAACUUGAACUUGCCCCCGGUCCGAUAAGUGGAAGUAAGAAUUUUGAGAGAUUGAGGAGGAAUUAUGAACCGGAGAAAAGGCCAUCAAGGGAUAGGUAUCGACCGUAUUCUCAACCGGAGAAAUCCAGCUUUAGGUCGGAUAAGGGAAAAAGCGGCCCUAGUCAUCUAUCGAAUAGAGGUGAUAAGCGAGCUGAUCGUGGAUCAAACAGUCGAGGUUUGCUGUUUAGAGGUGAUGCUAGUAGUUCAGUCAACAAUAGGGACAUUCCGAGAUUAUCAGAGUACAACUUCAAUAUUAACACCAUAGAUCUUGUUUCAGCAAUUAGCCAUAUCAAGGAUGCCAGGUGGCUGAGGCCAUUAAGAUCAGAUCUGGCUCAAAGAAAUCCAAGCGUGAUGUAUGAGUAUCAUAGUACUCAUGGCCAUAGAACCAAAGACUGUCGCCAAUUGAGAGAAGAAGUGGCUCGAUUGUUAAAGAACGGUCACCUUCGUGAAUUCCUGAGUGAGCGAGCCAAAGGCCACUAUAAAGGUAGGGAAAAUCACAAGCAAGUCGAGCCCGUGGAGCCACAACACGUGAUCAAUAUGAUAAUUGGUGGAACGGAUACACCACGAGGACCGAUGGUGAAAAGAAUAAAGGUUUCAAUCGUACGUGAGAAGCGGACCAGGGAUUUUGUGCCGGAGGGAUCUAUUUCCUUCAAUGAUGAGGAGGCAGAAGGUAGUUCGGCCAACAUUAUCCGAUGGAGAGUAGUUGAACAACUGAGGUUGCUAGAUCAAAUUCUUCCGAUAGCUCGGGUUCACAGCGGUUUCAAUAAGGCAAGCGAAACUACUAAGCGAGAAAUCUCUUUGCCGGUCAACAUCGACGGAACUAUUCAGCAAACUGUGUUCUAUGUCAUCGAAGGAAAGAUGAAAUAUAAUGCAUUACGUGGCAGACCAUGGAUUCAUCGCAUGAGG